AUGGCUCCAGCUGAGUUGAAAGAGGUAAAGGAGCAGUUGCAAGAACUUUUGGACAAGGGGUUCAUCAGGUUGAGCGUGUCACCCUGGGGGCACUCAGGUCUUUUCGAAUAUCGAUCUGUAGUCCGGGUAUCACUGGCUGAAGGUGAAGCAGAGGAUGUAUUGAAGACUGCUUUCCGAACCCAGUAUGGCAAUUACGAGUUUUUGGUUGCAUUUCUAGGGCACGUGGUGUCCAAGGAGGGGAUUUCAGUUGACCUAGGUAAAGUUGAGGAGGUAGUUGACUGGGUGAGACCAAGGAAUGCGCAAGAGGUUUGUAGUUUCUUGGGUCUGGCUGAGUAUUAUCGUUGGUUCGUCGAGGGCUUUUCUAAGCUGUCGGGCCCUUUGACGCAGCUUACUAGGAAAGGUAGCAGAUUCCACACCAAACUGUGUGUACCAGAAGACACAAAGAUAAAGAGGAUGAUUCUGAAGGAGGCUCAUCGUUCUCUCUAUAUUGUUCAUCUAGGAAGCACGAAAAUGUAUGGAGAUCUGCGAGAAUCGUUCUGGUGGAGUAAUAUGAAGAGGGAAGUGGCCGAGUUUGUUGGGCAAUGUCGGACAUGUCAGCAGGUGAAGGCUGAGCAUCAAAGACCAGCAGGACCACUACAGCCGUUUGACAUUCCCAAGUGGAAGUGGGAACACAUCUCGAUAGAUUUUAUUACGAGGGUUGCUCCUAUGAAAGGAGUGACGAGGUUCGGGAGGAAUGGCAAGUUGAGUCCUGGGUACACUGGGCCGUUCGAGAUCUUAGAGAGGAUAGGUCCAUUUUCUUAUCGGGUAGCCAUACCCCCGACCUUAUCUAGGGUGCAUGAUGUGUUUCACGUGUCGGUGCUGAGGAAGUACGUGCCAGAUCCAUUGCACGUGAUCAGUUAUGAGUCCUUAGAGAUCAGUGAAGCACUAGCUUAUGGUGAGGUACUAGUUCAGAUUUUGGAUCAGAAGGUACGGAGGCUGCGUACCAAGGAGAUACCAUUGGUAAAGGUGCUAUGGCGUAACCACGUGGUUGAGGAGACUUCUUGGGAAUUAGAGGCCGGGAUACGUCAGAAGUAUCCUCAACUAUUUAGAGAUGUUCAAAGUUAG
Malania oleifera is the source of this 1104-nucleotide messenger RNA. RefSeq lists its product as uncharacterized. The record is from RefSeq and is a predicted model, not a curated record. Bases 1 to 1104 code for a protein of 367 amino acids. NCBI's taxonomy places the organism in Eukaryota, Viridiplantae, Streptophyta, Magnoliopsida, Santalales, Ximeniaceae. The transcript has 5 exons.